AUGGCCGAUGCUGGCGCUGCUGUUCUGCCCGUCGCGAACGUGAACAUCAACUACGAUGAAGAGUCUGGCAUGAUCGAAGACUUUCUUCUCAACUUUGUCCCUACACCCCGCAACCGUCGACACCAAGCCCCCAUUCCUGCAGACGAUGAUGCUGCUGCCGAAGAGACAUCUGAAGAUGAUGACGACUUGGCGAACGGAUUGGAGGGAUUAAAUGUUGGUGGUGCGAGGAGGCAAAAGCACAAGUACCAAAGGAUCAUGAGAGAGGUCGCGAACAGGCGCAGGACAGAUGUGGUCGUCAACCUCAAGGAUGUUGAUGAUUAUUUCCAAGACAAGGGUCUUCUCAGUAACAUCGAGAACAACACGCGCCGAUACAUUCAGCUCUUCGCCGACAUCAUCGACAAGAUUCUGCCUGAACCUGACCAGGAGGUCGACUUUACUGGAGAUGUUUUGGAUCUUAUCAUGCAGCAGAGGCGAGAGAUGAACGCGCAGAUCCAAGCUGGGGAGAGGCCCGGAGACACCAACAUGUUCCCCCCCGAGUUGAUGCGACGAUACAAUGUCUACUUCAAGCCCAAGAGACGCCAGAAUGAAGUGCUCGCGGUCCGAGCGGUCCGUGGUUCCCACUUGGGCAAACUCAUCACCGUCCGUGGUAUUGUCACCCGUGUCUCUGAAGUCAAGCCCCUUCUUGUUGUAAACGCCUACACUUGUGACAUGUGUGGAAACGAAAUCUUCCAAGAAGUCACCCAGAAACACUUUACUCCUCUGGUCGAGUGCCCCAGUGAAACCUGUAAAGUUAACCAAACCAAGGGUCAAUUGCACAUGCAAACCCGGGCGAGUCGAUUCAGGCCUUUCCAAGAGGUCAAGAUCCAGGAAAUGGCCGAUCAAGUUCCUGUCGGCCACAUUCCUCGUUCAAUGACCAUCCACCUCUAUGGCGCUCUCACUCGAACGGUCAACCCCGGUGAUGUUAUCAACACUGCCGGUAUCUUUAUCCCCACCCCUUACACCGGUAUGCGAGCUCUUCGUGCUGGUCUCUUGCAGGAUACAUUCCUCGAAGCCAUGUACGUUCACCAGCUCAAGAAACAGUACCACGCCAUGGAGGCUACGCCCGAGAUCGAACAGGCUAUCGCCGACCUGAAGGAGGACCCAACACUGUACGGCCGAUUGGCUAACUCUAUCGCCCCUGAAAUUUACGGUCACGAGGAUGUCAAGAAGGCUUUGCUGCUCUUGCUUGUUGGUGGUGUUACCAACAACAGAAAGGAUGGUAUGAAGAUCCGAGGUGAUAUCAACGUCUGUUUGAUGGGUGAUCCCGGUGUUGCCAAGUCUCAGCUUCUGAAAUACAUCACCAAGGUUGCUCCUCGAGGUGUCUACACCACUGGUCGAGGUUCCAGUGGUGUCGGUUUGACCGCCGCGGUCAUGAGGGACCCUGUCACCGAUGAGAUGGUUCUUGAGGGCGGUGCUCUUGUCCUUGCCGACAACGGUAUCUGCUGUAUUGAUGAAUUUGACAAGAUGGAAGAGUCCGAUCGAACGGCCAUCCACGAAGUCAUGGAGCAGCAAACCAUCUCCAUCUCCAAGGCUGGUAUCACCACAACUCUCAACGCCCGUACCUCCAUUCUCGCCGCGGCGAACCCUCUCUACGGUCGAUACAACCCCAAGAUUUCUCCCGUCGACAACAUCAACCUUCCCGCCGCUCUUCUGUCUCGUUUCGACGUCAUGUUCCUCAUCCUUGAUACCCCCACCCGGGAAGACGACGAGCGAUUGGCUCAGCACGUCUGCUACGUGCACAUGAACAACCAUCACCCCGAGCUCGACUUUGAGCCCGUCGAGCCGACAUUGAUGAGGCACUACAUUGCCGAGUGUCGAAAGAUUGAGCCUCGGGUCCCUCGAGAGCUGUCCGAGUACAUUGUCUCGAGCUAUGUCCGCAUGCGACAGCAGCAGCAGGAAGACGAGGCUGAGGAAAAGUCUCACUCUUACGUCUCUGCCCGUACGUUGCUUGCCGUCCUGCGUCUCUCCCAAGCGCUUGCUCGUCUGCGACACGACGACGUUGUUGGAAACGCCGAUGUUGACGAGGCCCUCCGUCUUAUGGAUGUCUCCAAGGCGAGUUUGCAAGAGCAAAGUCAGCAGAGGAAUGGUGAGGAUCAGACCAGCACGAGCAAGAUCUUCCGAAUCAUCAAGGACAUGGCGCAGAGGGCGGCGGAAGAUGAUGAGGAGAUGGGCGAGUUGAUGAUGAUGGACGUGAGAGGCAGGGUGAUUGCCAAGGGUUUCACCGAGAUGCAGAUGAUGGACACCAUCCUCGAGUACGAAAACAUGGACGUUUUGAUGCGUACUGCCAAUGGCAACAAGUUGCAGUUCGUCUCUGCUUGA
Cryptococcus wingfieldii CBS 7118 is the source of this 2358-nucleotide messenger RNA. Its product is annotated as minichromosome maintenance protein 7 (cell division control protein 47). The record is from RefSeq and is a predicted model, not a curated record. Gene Ontology annotation, biological process: double-strand break repair via break-induced replication; DNA replication initiation; DNA strand elongation involved in DNA replication. The coding region runs from base 1 to 2358 and encodes 785 amino acids. Gene Ontology annotation, cellular component: nucleus; MCM complex. NCBI's taxonomy places the organism in Eukaryota, Fungi, Basidiomycota, Tremellomycetes, Tremellales, Cryptococcaceae. The transcript is spliced from 7 exons. Gene Ontology annotation, molecular function: ATP binding; single-stranded DNA helicase activity; single-stranded DNA binding.